ACGUAUCUUCAUCCUAAAUGGGAGCUAUGACCAGUCUCACUGUGGAGUUUGCGUUAUUUCUUCUGGUGGAUUUGGUUUUGAGUCUCUGUGCGCAGCCAUUCCACGGGAUGCGUCCCGACGCGCUGUUCCGAGGGAUGACGGGUCGCUCCGUCGGCUCCAGACGCGCCGGAAACAGGCUUCCUGUGUACAUGAUGCAACUCUAUCGGACGAUGAAGACCGAGGAUCGGACCAGAUCUUCGGCAGACAUCAGCAGCAUCAAGAGGGAGGAUAUCCCCGUCCUCCACGAAUCUGACUUUGUGAUCAGCCUAGUAGCUAAAAGUUGCCAUCAGAUCGGUGAGAAAUGGUCAGUUAUCUUCGACUUGUCCUCCAUGUCUCCAAGUGAUAACAUCCACCUGGCUGAGCUCCACAUCCGCCAGCCUGCCUUCACAGAGUCUUCCACUGCCUCCGUAGACAUCUAUCACUCCAACUGGGAACGAUGUUCUGAUACGGACUGCUCUGAGAGCAGGCUGCUUCUGGGACGCCUGAGAGCUCAUCCAAGCUCAGUGGUCUCAACCUCAGCAUGGAAAGUAUUCAACAUGACCAAAAUGAUCCGUCGCUGGCUUUAUCAGGGACCCCCAGUUCAGAGAAUGGAGGAGGUUUUAGCUCAGGUGAAAAAGGAUCAGGAGCAGCAGAGAAUCCAGCACCCAACGGCCGAUAGGGUGAUGAUAGUGGUCUUCUUUAGGCAGAGGCCACGCAGCCAGCAAAUGCCAACACUGAUCCGCACAGCAGAACACUCCAAGUACAUCAACCUGGACAGGGUGCCCACCACCAGGAUGAGGAGCCACAGGGAAAAGAGGCAUGGACAGAAAUGGCAGAGACAGAGAGACCCUGCAAAGGAGGAGGAGCAAAGUGAUCUCUGCAGGAAGGAGGACAUGUGGAUGGACUUUGAGAAGUUUAACUGGAGCGAUUGGAUCAUCUAUCCCAAACGGUACAAUGCUUAUCGCUGUGAAGGGACAUGUCCUACACCUGUAGAUGAGAUCUUUGCUCCAACUAACCAUGCAUACAUGCAGAGCCUGUUGAGGUUACAUCACCCAGACAAGGUACCAAGUCUGUCUUGUGUGCCCACACGCCUGGCACCACUUUCAAUGCUGUACUACGAGAACGGGAGGAUGGUGAUGAGGCAUCAUGAGAAUAUGGUCGUGGAGGAGUGUGGCUGCCACUGAGGACAAACAAAAAGUGGAUGAAAACACUACAGGCACUUUACAUCUAAUCUCAAACUUGGACAAAAGCAAGAGAAAUGAAAUCAAUAGCUGGACUUGAGAAGGACUCUUAACAGAAGCACUAUUAGAUUUUUACAAAUACAUCAAGUUCUGCCUUUUAUGGACAAACUGUACUCAUUUUAUGUUCAGUAACUUUAUUUUUUAAUGCCAAUGAAAGAAUAAGAACAGUGGACCUGGAAUUUUUGGGUCACACUG
This is a messenger RNA of Gambusia affinis (western mosquitofish), 1454 nucleotides long. Its product is annotated as nodal homolog 2-A-like. Gene Ontology annotation, molecular function: cytokine activity; type I activin receptor binding; growth factor activity. The transcript has 3 exons. The coding region runs from base 18 to 1202 and encodes 394 amino acids. Gene Ontology annotation, cellular component: extracellular region. The record is from RefSeq and is a predicted model, not a curated record. Gene Ontology annotation, biological process: BMP signaling pathway; SMAD protein signal transduction. NCBI's taxonomy places the organism in Eukaryota, Metazoa, Chordata, Actinopteri, Cyprinodontiformes, Poeciliidae.